AUGAACGCUUUCGGUGUGGAUCUGGGUGCGGAAACUGGUAUAUUGGCAAUAAGUUUGAUGGCAAAUAGAAGACUUCAUACACUCGAACGUCUCCUGUGGUUCGGCAUAGUUUUUGUCUCGAUGUUUGCCGCAAUUAGUUUAAGUGGUGUCCAGCUAAAACGCUAUUUUAAUUCGCCGACUGUCAUCUCACUGGAUCGUGAUUAUCGCGGAUGGCAAGGCCCAUUGCCAGCUGUAACACUGUGUUAUUACGAUCAUAUUGAUUCCUUUAAAGCGAAUAAAUACAUACAGAAUAAAUGGAAUGUUUCCAUUGUAGAUAAUGAUUAUUUCUACUUUAUGGAUUUUCUCCAUGCUGUAGUCAAUGCAACCGCUAGCAAUUACGUUGAUUUGGCUCGUUUCGCUGAGGAUGAACGUUUCGAUGAUGUGAAUCUGUCGGAGUUGGUACAAGCGAUAGAUAGGCCUUUCGAACAAACCUUGACUAGCUUUGAUAACCAAAAUUCUACAAUUCAAAUAAUGCCUGUAAUGACGGAAAAUGGCUUUUGCUAUGCGAUUAAUUCACCUAUGUCGGAAAUGUUGGCUGGGAGAAGCAUUAACUACCAGGAUGUCAAACAACCGUUAACCUGUGAAUAUGGCAAACAUCAGUGCUUCAUUAAAAUGGAUUUGUACGAGAGUACGGGAACGGUGGUUGUACAUUCGCCAUUCGAGGUCUCAGCAAGCGAUGCUAAUAUUAUAGCCUUACACAAGUCCGAUGAAAUAAUUGCUUCCUUCAAGGUUAUCGAAACAGUUGCUUCGAAAAAUUUGCGUGAUCUACAUGUGGGUCAAAGGAAAUGUGUUUUCUAUGAUGAGGGGACGACCCAACUGAAGGUAUACAGUAAGACUUUGUGUUUGGUACGGUGUCGCGCUGUCAUGGCGUUGGAGAUGUGUAAUUGUGUGCCAUUCUUUUACACGUUUGUGGAAGGUCCUAGUUGUAAUCCUGCUGGUUUCGAAUGUCUAUUGGAUUUUAAGUGGCCCAUUUGGGCGCUACAUAUUUGCAAAUGUCCGAGUACUUGUACAGAAAUCGAAUACACUGUGCAGACAAUUAAAAAGAGCUUUUGGGGGGUCAAAAUGAAUGAUGAGGCCGUCAAUACAGAUGUCACAUCCAGUUUUCGUUGGGAUGUAAUACCACCGAAAGUGCGUAUGAGACGUGAUGUCGUCUUUAGCUUCGAAGACUUAUUAGUCUCAUUUGGCGGCACUUUGGCGCUCUUUCUGGGCUUUAGUCAAAUUUCUGUUGUACGCUUCGGGUAUGUGAUCACCUAUCAUUUGAUAAUGACGAUUGUGGAGUUGUUUGUUACCAUGAAAAAUUAUUGUGGAUGCAACGGGAGAAUUUUCGUACAAAAGCCGAUUUCCAAACGGAAUUUGUUGGUGCAGGAAAAGAAAAAUAACUGUUUUGCCUUGACCAAGAAACGUCAACAAUUAAUCUCUGUGCAUUCUAAAUUAUCACAAGAUGAUCUUCUGAGUGAUAGCACAGCUGACUGUAGUGGUGAAAAUAAUGCAACAACUGAUGCAAACAUUGUUAAACCUGAAUUCGAGUACAUCAAUUGAAUAAAUAAG
This is a messenger RNA of Anastrepha obliqua, 1587 nucleotides long. It is a transcript of the gene ppk3, whose product is annotated as pickpocket protein 11. Gene Ontology annotation, cellular component: membrane. Gene Ontology annotation, molecular function: ligand-gated sodium channel activity. Lineage: Eukaryota; Metazoa; Arthropoda; Insecta; Diptera; Tephritidae. The transcript is spliced from 9 exons. Gene Ontology annotation, biological process: sodium ion transmembrane transport. Bases 1 to 1578 code for a protein of 525 amino acids. The record is from RefSeq and is a predicted model, not a curated record.